Molecule: messenger RNA, 3492 nt
Organism: Fusarium mangiferae
Lineage: Eukaryota; Fungi; Ascomycota; Sordariomycetes; Hypocreales; Nectriaceae
Exons: 2
Coding region: 1-3492 (1163 amino acids)
Cellular component (GO): cytoplasm
Molecular function (GO): ATP-dependent chromatin remodeler activity; ATP binding
Source: RefSeq, a predicted model, not a curated record
AUGAAGUACCCUGACGACCUUUCAAACUGGUCGCCCAACAAACAUAUCAGUAAACCAAAGCCCGGUGGUCGUUUUGCAUUUAAACCACAAACGACCCUCUCAUCAAAACAACAACCUGACUUCUCCAAACUUGGCCCGAGCCGUACGCAUUCCAAGACACGUCUCAGCGAUUCUACUGCUCUUCGAGACCUCGGCACUAUGGUCAACGAACGGGCGCCUCCCAAGGUGCCUCUAAACUCCAUCAACCCGAAUGGAGAAAACACAUCCCGCGAGUUGUCUCCCGACGAUGAUAUCACUGCCCUUGUCCGUGGUAUGAGUUCGCUCAAAGGCAAGGUUCGGGGAGACAUGGGCGACCCCUUUAAUCCCGCCGACGCAACCAACACGCCCACAUUCGGUCAUCCUACCAAGAUGAUGUCCUCUCGUAAGCAGAGAGCAGACCCUUUCAUACGGCAGAAGACACGACCGGAACACCACCUCGAUAGUCGAAGCAGCAACAGCAACAACGGUGCUAGAAUCACAGGCCCCCGAGGCCCUGUAUACCAGGAUCGAAGACCACCACCAAUGCCCAUGUUCAGCUCGGGUGCACCCUCUGCACCACCAGUUGCAUCCUCAUAUGCGCCAGCAAGACAUUACGGCGAGGAGACUUUCUACACAGACCCUGCCAAGGCGAGUGCUGACUUGAAGGCUUUGCUUGAGGGUGGCAUGGAGGAGGGCGAAGAGGAGGGUGGAGAACAAAGCCAAGCUGAUCGCCCAAAGACAUCAGAAGAUCCAAAGGAUGCCAAAGACGGCACAGUGGAUGGCCUCAAGGUCAAGCUACUGCCUCACCAGGUCGAAGGAGUUGAGUGGAUGCGAGGACGAGAACUUGGCCCUGUGAAGCGAGGAAAAGUCCCCAAGGGAGGCAUUCUCGCCGACGACAUGGGUCUUGGAAAGACUCUUCAGACCAUUUCACUUAUCCUCACCAACCAAAAACCAUCCAAGGACGCACCUGGAUGGAAGAAGCACUUUGAGAAGAUCGAAAAGACAACUCUGGUGGUGGCGCCACUUGCUUUGAUUCGACAAUGGGAACACGAAAUUAAUGAUAAAGUGGAAAAGACCCAUGGCCUCAAAGUCUGCGUACAUCAUGGACCGAACCGUACCAAGCGAUUUAAGGAGCUCGCUCUAUAUGAUGUUGUCAUCACAACUUAUCAAAUCCUGGUCUCUGAACAUGGCAAUUCCUCAGAUGCCGAGAAUGGGUUGAAAGCGGGAUGCUUUGGCUUGCACUGGUGGCGAGUCGUUCUCGACGAAGCCCAUACAGUCAAAAAUCGCAAUGCAAAGGCUACCAAGGCUUGCUACGCCCUCAACUCUGAAUACCGAUGGUGCUUGUCUGGUACACCUAUGCAGAACAACCUCGAUGAACUCCAGUCCCUUGUCAAAUUUCUCCGCAUUCGACCUUACGACGAUCUCAAGGAGUGGAAGGAGCAUAUUGAUCUACCCCUGAAGAAUGGCCGCGGUCACAUCGCCAUCCGCAGACUACACAGUCUUCUCCGAUGCUUCAUGAAGCGAAGAACCAAAGAAAUUCUCAAGGAAGCUGGAGCACUUAACCCUGGUGGUAAGCCUUCCGCCGAGGGUGAGGGGUCCUCAACAGGCUUCAAGGUCACAGAACGAAAGGUUGUUACUAUAUCGACUGCAUUGUCACCUGCAGAGCGCAAGUUCUACGAUCGAUUAGCUGCUCGGGCAGACCGAAGUAUCGAGCAGAUGAUGCAAGGCAAAGUCAACUACGCCAACGCUUUGACUCUGCUGCUCCGCCUACGUCAGGCCUGCAAUCAUCCCAAACUGGUUGAGGGCAAGCUGGAGAAGGACAAAGACGCAAUGUCUACAGACGCUACCCAGAAGACCCAGGAUACGGACAUUGAUGCCAUGGCUGACAUGUUCGCUGGUAUGGGCAUCGUUUCUAGGGACUGUAAUAUUUGUGGGCGAGGCUUGAGUCACGAUAAGUCAGGCAAAGACAUCUGCUCUGACUGCUACGAUGACCUAGCAUAUUUCAACAACCACGAAAGGCCAGAGCGGUCAGAGCGACCCAAGAAGUCCAAGAAGCCCAAGGAUAAGAGCAGGAAGAAAGACAAGAAGGAGGAAACUGUUGACGAAAAAGUCAUUGACAGGCAAAUUGUUGAAGUUGAUGAUGAUGAAGAUGACGACGACGAGUCCCCUAAGAAGACCUCGGGGCGACCUCACCACCGAAACACGGUAGUUGACAGUGAUGACGAGGACGCAGAGUCCCCAAAGAAGACAGCUCGCCAGCCUCGGAAUCGCAACGCCAUCGUUGACAGCGAUGAUGAGGAAGAAGAGGCGGAAGGCUCAUGGCUUGUGCCCGAGGAUCAGCGGGGCUCCCUACAUCUGGGAGAGGCUGGUGGCGAAGAAGAUGAGAAUGCCGAGGGCGGAGGCGACUGGAUUGGCUCCGAUGACUCAGAAGAUGAAGAGAGUAAGGUUGAAGACAAGAGCAACUUGAGCAGCUUCAUUGAGAACGACGAGAGUAAAGGGGGCGUGGCUUCUGACUCUGAUGACUCCUUGGCGUCAUUGACAGAUAUCACAAAGCGCAUGGCUGCCCAGACGCUGUACGAUGGGCCGUCUCACGCAGCUGACACCACAAAUGCAGGCACAGAUGCUGAUACUACGACCGCCGAUACUACGGCUGCUGAUACGACAGCUGUUUCUGGAUUAUCAGCCUCGGAUUCGGGAUCUGACUCUGGCUCUGAUUCUGACUCUGAUGAAUCAGAUGUCUCGUCUGAAGAAGACGAUAGUAUUUUCCAUCCGUCCCGCGAUCCCAAGUCGCCUCAAGUUCUCGCUUCUUCCAAGAUUCGAGAGCUCAUCAAGAUUCUUCAGGGCGAAGUCAAGGAGCACAAGUUCAUCGUCUUCUCCCAGUUCACUUCUAUGCUUGAUCUUGUUGAGCCCUUCUUCCGCAAGGAACGGUUCCGCUUUGUCCGUUAUGAUGGCAGCAUGAAGAACGAUCAGCGCGAAGAAAGCCUACGAAAGUUAAGGGGCGAUCCUCAGACCCGCAUCCUGCUGUGUAGUUUGAAGUGCGGUAGUUUAGGACUCAACCUCACGGCAGCGACCCGAGUUGUCAUCCUCGAGCCCUUCUGGAACCCAUUUGUCGAAGAACAGGCCAUUGAUCGUGUCCAUCGUCUGACCCAGACAGUCGAUGUGAUCAUCUACAAGCUCACAGUCGCUCAGACUGUCGAGGAGCGUAUCCUUGAGCUGCAGGAGAAGAAGCGCGAGCUGGCCGAGCAGGCCAUCGAGGGUGGCAUGCGUAAGGAGGCUCUCAAGCUCGGCAUCAAUGAGAUCAUCAACCUCUUCAAGCCAGGAUCUUCGGAGAACCCAGUUGUUAUUGGCGCUGAUCCCUCCGCUGUCGGCAACGAGAGCUUCAAUGGCAACGAACGUAGAACUGCGGCUUCGUCGCAGAGACGGCCAGGGCGGCCUAGAAAGGAAGAGAGUGAGGUGUAUGGUCGACGAUGGUAA